AUGGCGACCUCCAGCAAGUCCGCCCGUUCAGCCUCAAGUUGGGCUGAAUCUCCACCAAAAUCUUCCUCCCAUGUUCAUCUCGAUGGAAGAACACUCGAAGGAGGCGGUCAGCUCGUUCGAAUUGCCCUUGGACUUUCCGCAUUGACAGGUCGAGCAGUGACGGUCGAUGACGUCCGGGGAAAUCGUGGAGGGAGGACCGGCCUCAAGGCAUCGCAUGCAGCGGCAGUUAAAUUACUGGCCGAGAUCAGUGGCAGCAGCGUCUCAGAUGGCAAUGUUGGAUCAAAAUGUGUGACAUUCACACCACCACAAGCCAUUCCAGACGAGGACGAGCAAUUACCACCCACGACCCAACAGUCUCGAGACGUUCCCCUGGUGUCGUUGGAUACUCUCUCUGUAAAACCAGUGUACAACAUUCGAUUGACAACUCCGGGAUCCGUCUUUCUUAUUUUCCAGGCGCUGUAUCCGUACUUGUUGCAUGUUGGAUCGCGCGCAAUGACAGAAUGCAUCAGAGUGAACAUCGUCGGUGGCACGAAUGGGACCAGUUCUCCUUCCUAUGACUACGUUUCCCAGGUCAUAGCUCCGAAUUUUGCUCGCCUGGGUCUUCCUCCAUUCUCGAUGACUCUGCAGAAGCGUGGCUGGACGAGCGGCGUCGUGGGAAUGGGUGAAGUGAGCUUCUUUAUUCGUCCUUUACCGGAGCCCGAGCAGCAGCCUAUAGAAGCCGUGUCCACCUCUCGCUUUCCACAGAUCAACCUUAUGGUGUACGAGCGCGGGAAGAUCACUCACAUCACGAUCACCAUCCUUGCGCCAAAAGAUACUCUCAGUAAAGCAGGCGAAAACGGAGAGUCUCUGACUGUCGCCUCCUAUGCCGAGCACGAGACUCUUCGCAGGCUACGCAAGGCUUUGAAGACACUAGACCCAUCAAUCCUCGCCGAGCCAUCAGAGGAUGGCAGUCGUGUACCAAUUGACAUGUCUCCGACGGAGAUCACAUCUCAUUCCAGCCGUGUAUACAUCCUACUUGUCGCUCAUACCUCUACGGGAUUCCGAAUUGGCCAUGGUGCCUUGCUCGGUGAUAGCCGGGGAACUAAGCCCACAAAGAAGAAACUUGGAAAGCACCAAAAGUACAAGAAAGGUCAGGGACCAGGACCCAAGAAGGGUAGCUCGGAAGCACAUCUACAACGAGUCUCCGACAUGAUUGAUGACUGUGUGGAAGGAUUCAUGGAAGAGUUGUCUGAUACGCAGGAUGAUACACAAACAGACCAAGAAAGUGGAUCGACUGGAUCUCGAGCCGUGAAACGGUCCUGUCUAGAUUCCCACAUGAGAGAUCAAAUCGUCGUGUUUGAGGCUCUUGGAUAUCUUGGAGACAAAGUGGGUAUCACUCCAAGCGAGGCGGCUGCAGCCCUCGAAGAUGAGCGAUAUUGGACUCUCCAUACGAAGACGGCCCAAUGGGUGUGUCAGAAGAUGUUGCGAGACCUUCCCGAUAAUUAA
Messenger RNA from Penicillium subrubescens, 1485 nucleotides. RefSeq names its product putative RNA 3'-terminal phosphate cyclase. NCBI's taxonomy places the organism in Eukaryota, Fungi, Ascomycota, Eurotiomycetes, Eurotiales, Aspergillaceae. Gene Ontology annotation, molecular function: RNA-3'-phosphate cyclase activity. Gene Ontology annotation, cellular component: nucleus. The record is from RefSeq and is a predicted model, not a curated record. The transcript has a single exon. Gene Ontology annotation, biological process: RNA processing. The coding region runs from base 1 to 1485 and encodes 494 amino acids.